AUGUCUUCAACGUGGCACAGGUUAUCUUUACAGACGGAAUCACUACCGUCGCUACUUUUCCAGUACACCUGGACUCGCGAAGGCUAUGAGCUCUACCUCACCGACCUCACUUCUAUUUGGUCAGAGCAACUUGGUCGCCAGGAUAUCUUCAAACGCGCCGAACGGGGACUCACCACUAUUGACCCCAGUGAAGGAGAUGAUCAGCUGGAACUUCUACUCACAAAGAUCGGCGAGGCACUCAGUGGUGCUGGCGGCAAGUCAGCACUAAACAGUGGAUCCAAAGCCAAUUCAAUCGACAUCAAUAUCAGUGCCAAACUCCCUGCUCCGCUGAGGCCGUUGAAAUGGACAUUUCAAUUAUCGAAGGAGCCUACGGCAUCUUUGACAAGUCGCAUCCUUCUCCCACUGUUGAAAGAUGAGGCGGUUUGGGAAUCCCGCCAGCAAGCGCUUUCGGAUCAACUUCAACAAAAAGACUGGGUUUUGGACAAACUAUUUGACCGGAUAGAAGCUCUUGGCGUGGAUAUGAGCACUAUAUUUCCCAGUGCUUCGGGAAUACGCUCCACUCGAAAAGGUGACAUGCGGUCUGAGCUUGCGAAGCUGGUCAAAGGUGUUGCGCCGUUUGACGAGAAAGCCUGGCUCGCCCAGCUAGGCGGUUCUUCCAGUACCUUCAGUUUGGCUUCAAAUCUAGUGCAUGAAAUUUUUGGUUCGAAUUCGAAGAAGAGUCUCAUGAGCUUCAACCCAGUGCGAGAUCACUGGUGGGAUGAGCUUGGCACACUUUCAAAUACUACCUCCCAAGAGGAAGCUGAUCUAGCCCCCAAAGAAAAAGCCUCCAGGAACUUAACAGAAGAGCCGACUAAACACACGGAGCUGGUUUUAGAUGACGGGGAAGAUACAGCGGGAACCACCGACUCUGAAUUUGAGCGAUAUGAAGAACCUCCUCGAGGAAAGUCCCCAGCCAUAAAUACCAAAGGCUCUUCACCACAGCCAAACCCAAGCUCAAAGGAACUCAGUCCUAUCAAAAGACAAGUCGAGAAAGAACUCGAUUCAGCCCCCGCUCCGCAAACAACCAAAGCACCAAGCAGCUCUCCGGAACCAAAACCUACUGCAAAGCCACCCAAAAAGGCUAUCGGUAAGCUAGGUGUCAUCGGGGGCAAGAAAAGGCAACAAGUGGAGCCACGGCCACCCUCUCCACCACAAGCCCCAACUCCAGCACCCGCGAGCCCGGUCAAAGAUAGCGAACCCGCUCACGAGACCGCGGCUCUGCCCUCGCCAGCUAAGGUGAAGAAGCCCUCAAGACUGGGCGUUAUAGGCGGCAAAAGUAAAGCAAAGCGUCAGGAAACACCGCCGCCCGAGCCUCCCACUCUGCCGCCAGCUCAUCAAUCGCCGACCAAACCACCUAAGCGCGAGUAUGUGUCCCCAGAACGAACAGUUAAGGGUCCUUCAAAGAAAGAGAAAUCUGCCGACCCACCUGUUAAAGCACCUCCCGAAGUCCCGGAGACGGAGGAGGAGAAGGCGCGUCGGCGACGGGAGGAACUGAAACGACAAAUGGAAGCUCAGAGUAAAGCACCAGCGAAGAAGAAGCGGAGGUUUUGA
Molecule: messenger RNA, 1590 nt
Organism: Penicillium waksmanii
Lineage: Eukaryota; Fungi; Ascomycota; Eurotiomycetes; Eurotiales; Aspergillaceae
Exons: 2
Coding region: 1-1590 (529 amino acids)
Biological process (GO): double-strand break repair via nonhomologous end joining
Cellular component (GO): DNA ligase IV complex; nucleus
Molecular function (GO): DNA end binding
Source: RefSeq, a predicted model, not a curated record